Molecule: messenger RNA, 1863 nt
Organism: Haliaeetus leucocephalus (bald eagle)
Lineage: Eukaryota; Metazoa; Chordata; Aves; Accipitriformes; Accipitridae
Gene: XIRP2
Product: xin actin-binding repeat containing 2
Exons: 10
Coding region: 1-1863 (620 amino acids)
Biological process (GO): actin filament bundle assembly
Cellular component (GO): plasma membrane; actin cytoskeleton
Molecular function (GO): actin filament binding
Source: RefSeq, a predicted model, not a curated record
AUGUUCAAGGAGGAGACCUCAGGCGGCCCUCAGCAGACCGAGCACUUCCCCAUCACUGUGGAGGAGCUGCGGAGCCACUUCGAGGCCCUGGGUGGCAAGAAGGAAACAGAAAGUGAGAGAAGUUCACUUUCAUCAACAGCAACGAGUCAGCCUGGAGGCCAUUCUGUCAUUUCUCCGAAAGAGUCUAGCGUGAAAAGAGGGAGAGCAAUCUUUGAAAAGAUGUCAUCACAAAAUGGCCACAGCAACAGCUCUGAAGUGGGUUCUCGCAAACCUGUAAGAGGACUACCUAAAGAGAACACUCCCAGGGCUGAUAACACACCGCUGGAUUUCCAGGAGACUGUCUCUUUGAAAGAAAGAAUGGCUAUGUACAAGGCUGCUGUGUCCGAGAGAGACAGCAGCAACUCCUUUGCUCGUACUUCAGAGAAAACCAAGUUCUGUACUGUGCCUGGUGGCCUGGCAGCAGUGAGGAAACAAUUUGAGAAAGUGCGGAUGACCUCUUCACAAAAGACCUUUGCUCAGUACCAGCACAAAUCUAUACAGGAAACAUCAAGUGGCAGUCAGCACGCGGUAUCAAGCAGCAUCAGGGAAGCUGAGUGCAAUAAAAUGACCUCCAAAGAAAGUCAGACAGAAACCUCUCAAACACAAGAGGUUUCUCAUCACGAGCAAGUUACUCAUGAGAUAAAAAUGCCUUCUACGUUCACUCAGCACACUGAUGAAACAGUAAUCAAUGCAGCUCAGAACGAAGAGCUCCCAAAGACUGUAACACAGAUUUUAAAACAGCAGAUUGAAAGGACAGCUCAGGAAAAGGCUGUUCACACUGACAGAGAGACUGCAAUACCUGCAAAAGAAGUAAAGAAACUGCAGAUUCAGGAAAAUGAAACGUGCAGACUCUGUCAACAGAGGGUUUACCCAAUGGAAUGCCUGGUUGCCGACCAGCAGAAUUUUCAUAAAUCGUGUUUCCGAUGUCACCACUGCGGCAGUCAAUUAAGCUUGGGAAAUUAUGCAUCUCUCCAUGGAAAAAUAUAUUGUAAACCCCAUUUUAAACAACUUUUCAAAUCAAAAGGAAAUUAUGAUGAAGGUUUUGGACACAAGCAGCAUAAAGAAUUAUGGAAAUUGAAAGAUCAAUGUAGCUCAGUUGGUAAUAUUCAUGCUGAAGAAACAAAUCCCAUUAAUAGUUUACCUGUUGAUCCUAAACCAAUUACAGAAACUGAUCAAGACUUGUACUCAGGUACUGAAGGUACUCAUCCUGAUAUUUUGGAUAAUAAUCUGAAAAAAUCCACAGAAAGAGGUAAAUUAAAGAUGACAUGGCCUCCUUCAACAGACAAUACAACACCUAAGAAAACAUUUUCUAUUGAAGAAGUGGCUAAAGUAAAUAAGCCAAAGUGGCCCCCAGAAGAAGCUACAAAUACCUGUAAAGCAAAGAAAAAUGAAGAAGGAAAUAAGGGAAAAGAUGAGGAAGCUGGGAACGUGCAAGAUAAGCUGAAUAAAACAGGAGGAUCACAGAAAAGGGAGGAAAGUGGAAAGGAUACUAAUGAAGGCGAUAAUGUAAUUGCGCAUAGUGCUGGGAAAGAGCAAGAGAAAAAAAUUAAUGAAACCGAUGAUUCAGAAGUUGUACAGGUUACUAACAUUGAUGAUGUAACAGUACAAAAGAAUCACAAAGAAUUCUGCUUGAAUAACAAUAACAAUAACAAUAAUGCCACUUUUUCACAUCUAAACAUUUGUAGGCAGGAAACAACUCUCUCAGCUACAUCUAACCCAAUGACAGCCUUAAGUCAUGCAAUUUGCACUGUAUCGCAGCAUGCCUUUGCAAAGCUGGAAAAUCGGUCUGGAAAUGAAGAAAUAUUUGAGAUACAGUAUCACUAG